AUGGACAAUGAUGACGAAAAGGGAUAUGAUCCUCGGGAUUUUGUUUAUUCUCAAUCGAGUGAUUCCGGUUCGGAUGAUGAAAUAUUCAACUUUAACACUAAGCAAUUUAAAAAUUCAAUAUAUGAUGAAUACAAAGCAUCUG
This is a messenger RNA of Racocetra persica, 142 nucleotides long. The record is from the annotation of a GenBank genome assembly. Lineage: Eukaryota; Fungi; Glomeromycota; Glomeromycetes; Diversisporales; Gigasporaceae.